UGUGAAAUACUGAUGGCAUACCAUGUUGUAGUGCUUGAAAGGCAGAUGUUAAUAAUCCUUCUUCAUUACAGAUGAGUGAUGUUGAGGCUGGUGGGGCGACUGUUUUCCCUGAUUUUGGUGCCGCUAUUUGGCCUAGAAAGGGAACGGCGGUGUUCUGGUACAACCUCUUUAAGAGCGGAGAAGGAGACUACAGAACGAGACAUGCAGCCUGUCCUGUUCUAGUAGGCAGUAAAUGGGUUUCAAAUAAAUGGAUCCAUGAGAGAGGUCAGGAGUUCAGACGCCCGUGUGGCCUGACUGAAGUGGACUGAUCUUGAGCUCGGUUCUAGCCGCAGUGCCUCGACUCUCUCACAGCCACAAUCAAACACCCCAGACGCCUCGAGAACGUACAUGAGUUCCAGUCAGGAAUAACUGCUGUGAGACACGGGCAGGCUGGGGUUGGUGAGCCGUUCUGUGUGUGGGGGAUUUCCCUGUUAAUUGGAGUGUUGCCAUUUACCCUUUGGCAGAUUAAACUGGAGUAUCAUGUCGUAUCAGAAAUGUCAUUGUGUUCAUAUAAUGCAUAAAUUAUUGUCCUGUUCUUCAGUGUUUGUUUUAUAUUCUUAUAUUGUUUGCAAUAAAAAUGUCUAAAUAUGAA
This is a messenger RNA of Onychostoma macrolepis, 631 nucleotides long. Its product is annotated as prolyl 4-hydroxylase subunit alpha-2-like. Gene Ontology annotation, biological process: peptidyl-proline hydroxylation to 4-hydroxy-L-proline. The coding region runs from base 72 to 308 and encodes 78 amino acids. Gene Ontology annotation, cellular component: endoplasmic reticulum. Gene Ontology annotation, molecular function: procollagen-proline 4-dioxygenase activity. NCBI's taxonomy places the organism in Eukaryota, Metazoa, Chordata, Actinopteri, Cypriniformes, Cyprinidae. The record is from RefSeq and is a predicted model, not a curated record. The transcript is spliced from 3 exons.